Trichogramma pretiosum is the source of this 2103-nucleotide messenger RNA. RefSeq names its product zinc finger protein 112. Gene Ontology annotation, cellular component: nucleus. The coding region runs from base 88 to 1509 and encodes 473 amino acids. The transcript is spliced from 3 exons. Lineage: Eukaryota; Metazoa; Arthropoda; Insecta; Hymenoptera; Trichogrammatidae. The record is from RefSeq and is a predicted model, not a curated record. Gene Ontology annotation, molecular function: RNA polymerase II transcription regulatory region sequence-specific DNA binding; DNA-binding transcription factor activity, RNA polymerase II-specific. Gene Ontology annotation, biological process: regulation of transcription by RNA polymerase II.
CUCUAUGUUCUUUGUCAGUCAGCCCGUGUAGAUAGUUUGAUCAUCCAAGAGAGGUUAUAAUUGUUAGUGAAAUUCCAAAAAAGAAAGAUGGAAUCCAGUAAUGUACUAAAUGGUGUCAUCAGAGUAAAACAGGAACCUACUGAUAUUUCGUUUAUUGGAAAGGAUUGUGAAACGAUUGACAAGAAACCCGAUUUCAAAAACAUCCAACUCUUACCAUUUCAGCGAGAAAAUUCAUUCCAAAAUCAUGAAAAUAAACUCAAUGACGAUAUGGAAAUAGUUUUUGAAUGUGAAGACGUUAAGUCCAAUAUGAAUUUAUUAGAAGUUAAAAAAAUUGAUGAUUAUUCUGCAAAUCACUUACAAGAGAUGAAGUAUAGCAACGAGCAUGAAUUUAAAAACGAAAUUAACAUAGAAGCCACGGGGGAAGUAAAACGAGAAAUUGUUGACGACGUUGUAGAGCAAUUGAACUUCAAUUUCGACUGUGCACUCGUCGAAAACAAUAAAACAAGAGAAAUUCAAAAAAAGUGUAACAACGAACACAACCUGAAAAACAACAUCGAUACAACCCACGUAUGUGAAAUAUGUGGAAAGAAAUAUUCAAAAAAGUGUAAUCUAAAUAGGCAUGUUAAAACACCGCAUCAUUUUAUUACUCACUCAUGUGAUAUUUGUGGCAAGACGUUUUCAUUAAAAAGUUAUCUCAAAUUUCACAUGGAUUCGGUGCAUAAUGGUAUCACACAUGCAUGUGACAAUUGCGGAAAGAAAUUGACAAGCAAGAGAAAUCUCAAAGCCCACGUUGAUUCGGUGCAUAAUGGUAUCACACAUGCAUGUGAUAUUUGCGGUAAGGAAUACUCUAUGAAAGGUUAUCUCAAAAUUCACAUUAAUACGGUACAUAAUGGCGUCACUCACUCAUGUGAUGUAUGCGCCAAGACAUUUUCAUUGAAAUGUAAUCUCAGAUCCCACGUUGAUUCGGUACAUAAUGGUGUUACACGCGAUUGUGAUAUAUGCGGAAAAAAGUUCUCAAGCAAGGGUUAUCUUAAAAUCCACAUUGAUGAGGUGCACAAUGGUGUUGCACGCGAAUGUGAUAUAUGCGGAAAAAAGUUUGGAAGAAAAAUUAAUCUCAAAAAACACGUCGAUUCGGUGCAUAAUGGUAUCACACAUGCAUGUGAUAUUUGCGGUAAGAAAUACUCAAUGAAAGGUCAUCUCAAAAUCCACAUUGAUACGGUACAUAAUUGUGUUACACGCGUAUGUGAUAUAUGCGGAAAAAAGUUCUCAAACAAAGGUUAUCUCAAAAUCCACAUUGAUACGGUACAUAAUGGCGUUACACGCGAAUGUGAUAUAUGCGGAAAAAAGUUCUCAAGCAAGGGUUAUCUUAAAAUCCACAUUGAUGAGGUGCACAAUGGUGUUACAUGCGAAUGUGAUAUAUGCGGAAAAAAGUUUGGAAGAAAAAUUAAUCUCAAAAAACACAUUGAUGCGGUGCACAAGGAUAUCAAAUAUGCAUGCGAUAUUUGCUGAAAGUCAUUCACUCAAAAAUAUAAUCUCGCAAGGCACAUUAAUUCGGUGCAUAAUGGUACCAAACAUACUUGAGAUAAAUACGAAAAAUCAUUUUCAAGAAAAUAUAAUUUGAAAUAUCCACAUCAGUACGGUGCAUCAAUCACACAUUACAACUUGAUGAUUAUAUAAAAUUUCAAGUACACAAGUUCGGAAGACUAAUUUAAAAAUGCUCAUGUCCAAUAAUAUUACGAGUUUUUGCAAUCGUAUUUUAUUAAAUGAAUACAAUCCUCAAGUUUCAAAAAAUUUAACAAAAUUUUGGAGGAAAAUUAAGCAUCUUCUGAACUGUAUAUAAAAUAUUGAACCUCUCAAGUUGAUGGCAAUUUUAUAAUGCUAAUCACGUUUCAGAGCGUUUUCUGUAAGUUCUUGGAUCUAAUUGUAUGUAAUUUUGCAACUUUCUGUAUCGCUAUUUCAUUGCUUCAAAACUAUUUAUUCUAUUAAGUGAAUCCAUUUAAAAAAAAUAAAAGUGUUAUUAGAAAAAUGCCAUCUCAUUUUAAAUAACAUUAUCUCACCCCGCAUAAUGUUAUUUAAAAUUUCAUGCAACAAUAUGUAUACUCA